Panicum virgatum (switchgrass) is the source of this 1841-nucleotide messenger RNA. Its product is annotated as ubiquitin carboxyl-terminal hydrolase 6-like. NCBI's taxonomy places the organism in Eukaryota, Viridiplantae, Streptophyta, Magnoliopsida, Poales, Poaceae. The record is from RefSeq and is a predicted model, not a curated record. The coding region runs from base 112 to 1548 and encodes 478 amino acids. Gene Ontology annotation, biological process: protein deubiquitination; regulation of proteasomal protein catabolic process; proteasome-mediated ubiquitin-dependent protein catabolic process. The transcript has 18 exons. Gene Ontology annotation, molecular function: proteasome binding; cysteine-type deubiquitinase activity; protein binding.
CGGCCAUAAACAUCCGUCGCCCCCGGUGCGCUCUCCUUUUCUCUGCGCUGCCCCCCGUUCCUUUCUCCUCCAGCAAGUAAACCCCCGUCUCCAUAGCACCGCACCGCCGCCAUGCCGACCGUUAGCGUGAAAUGGCAGAAGGAGGUCUUUCCAGGCAUAGAGAUUGACACUAGCCAGCCGCCGAUUGUUUUCAAGAGUCAGCUAUACACACUAACGGGUGUACCACCUGAACGCCAAAAAAUUAUGGUGAAGGGUGGAAUAUUGAAGGAUGAUGCAGAUUGGUCUACUUUGGGAGUGAAAGAUGGUCAAAAAUUGAUGAUGAUAGGAACAGCUGAUGAAAUUGUGAAAGCUCCAGAGAAAGGUCCAGUAUUUGUUGAGGAUCUACCAGAAGAAGAGCAAGUGGUCGCACUGGGGCACAGUGCUGGUCUUUAUAACCUUGGGAAUACAUGCUACAUGAAUUCCACAUUGCAAUGUCUGCAUUCUGUUCCAGAGCUGAAGUCAGCGCUGCUAAGCUAUUCAGAUACUGGAAGAGGUAAUGGCAUUGACCAAGCCUCUCAUAAUUUGACUCUUGCAACUCGUAAUACCUUUGGUGAGCUUGAUCAAAGUGUUCGUCCUGUUGCACCUCUACAAUUCUUGCAGACGUUGCGUAAAAAAUUUCCACAAUUUGCCCAGCAGCACAAUAAUGUCUACAUGCAACAGGAUGCAGAAGAAUGCUGGACACAGCUGGUGUAUACACUUUCUCAAACUCUUACAUCAGAUGCAAGUGAAUCUGCAGCUCUUUCAAUGAAGCAACUAUUUGGGAUAGAUCUCGUGAGCAGGGUCCACUGUGUAGAAAGUGGUGAGGAGAGCACGGAGACGGAAUCAGUUUAUUCCCUGAAGUGUCAUAUAUCUCAAGAUGUGAACCACCUUCAUGAGGGACUUAAGCAUGGCUUGAAGACAGAACUUGAGAAAGUUUCACCUGCACUGGGUCGCACUGCAAUUUAUACUAGAGAGUCGAGAAUAAAUGAGCUGCCCAGGUACUUGACUGUGCAGUUCGUACGUUUCUUUUGGAAAAGGGAAUCAAACCAAAAGGCAAAGAUUUUACGCAAAGUUGAUUACCCUCUGGAACUGGAUGUUUAUGAUUUUUGCUCAGAUGAACUGAAGCAGAAACUCCAAGCUCCUCGACAGAUGCUGAGAGAUGCAGAAAAUGCAAAGUUUGGAUUGAAAACAGAGGCGAAAGCUAGCAGCUCAAAAGAAAAUGAGGGGUCAUCAAGUACCGCUGGGGACUCAUCCAACAUGGACAUUGACAAAGCUGAUCCUUCUGUACCAAAGAAACAAUUGACUGGUGUCUACGAUUUAGUUGCUGUAUUGACACACAAGGGAAGAAGUGCAGACUCUGGCCACUAUGUUGGCUGGGUUAAACAAGAUAACGGAAAGUGGAUCGAGUUUGAUGACGACAACCCAAACAUUCGCAAGGAGGAAGAUAUUUUGAAACUAUCUGGAGGAGGUGACUGGCACAUGGCUUAUAUCUGCCUGUACAAAGCUCGUGUGGCUGAAUCGAAGAGCUAGAGGUCUCUUGGCUACACUGGAUCGACACCUCUCAUGCAGCGAAUGACUUAGCUUGUUUUUGGGCCGCAUGAGUGAUGUGUCAAUUAUUUUUCCAGUUGGAUAAGUGGCUACUCUGGAAUUAUCUUCAAUCUCUGUGGCCUGCGUUCACCUGGAUAUGUAUUUUUAGAAAGUCAAGACGGGUACAUUACGCGUUACUUUUCAAAAUAUAGAACAAAAAGAUUUGGCGCAAAGUUUUAGCAUUUGUGGAUCUGAUUGAUUUGGACCAAAGAUAUGUGGUUCAUCCGUCUUUUCCA